Molecule: messenger RNA, 426 nt
Organism: Eutrema salsugineum
Lineage: Eukaryota; Viridiplantae; Streptophyta; Magnoliopsida; Brassicales; Brassicaceae
Exons: 2
Coding region: 1-426 (141 amino acids)
Source: RefSeq, a predicted model, not a curated record
AUGACUGGUAAUACGCCAGCAACACCUGGCCGUAGGUACUACACUUGUCCAUUCUCGUUCAAGGAGGGGAGUCGAGAACAUAUCUGGAAAUGGUGGGAUGAGGCUGUUACAGAGGAAUUGGAACGGUUGAAGAUUGACCUUGGGAACCAUAAGGAGAAAUUGCAAGUGCUUGGCAGGGAUCAAGCUUUUGAUCCUCGUUUCAUGCGUUUGGAGAAUCUUUUCCAGUCAUUGGAGAGGUCUAUGGAAUGCAAUGAAUUGGUCGGAGACAUUCGGGAAAUGAAAGAUGAGAUACUCCGGCUUCAAGGAGACUUUGUUUGGAUGACGGAGCAAAACACCAGAGGUGACCACUACUUGAUGCUGGCGUUGCUGUUCGUGUUUGCAGCCAUUGCGUAUAUGUUAAGUACAAGUCAGUUUCCUUAUGUUUAG